AAUUAAUUUAAUCAUAAUUUAAAUAAAACUUUAUCACCAUUUUUAAUUCAAAACUUUUUUUAUCAUUUCCCACUUAAUUUUCUCGGGGAAGAGUGUAAAUGGAGACAGCGAAAGAAUGGAUCGAAGUAGAUGAAACGGCGAAUCAAUUCCUUACAAGGGUUUUUACAGAGCGACCAUUACUAAUACUACCUCCCCCACUUCAUCGCAUUCCACUUCGCCCGGGCAACGUUGUCGAAAUAGUUGGUCCUUCUCCUUCUUCAAAAACUCGCAUUCUUAUACAGGCUGCUAUUAAUUGUAUUUUGCCUAAGGAGUGGAAGGGCGUAAAUUAUGGAGGCUUGGAGCGAUUAGUUAUGUUUGUUGACCUGGAUUGUCGUUUUGAUGUGUUAAGCCUUUCGCGAUCACUGAAGCAGCGGAUCAUCCGAGCAAAUGGCAAUGGUGUAGGCCACAAUCUAAAAAAGGUGGAUGAUUCUCCUAGUGGAUCAAAGGAUGCAUGCGCUGAAUAUGACAAAGAAUUGCUCGCUGUCAGCAUGAGAAGGUUCUUGUACAUCCGCUGUUAUGAUAGUUUCGAAUUUCUUGCUACUCUUAAGACGUUGCAUUUCCAACUUCAAAAGGAAAAAGAGGCACAUGGUACUGGUGUUUAUUUGCUUAUGAUUGACAGUAUUGGAGCUUUUUAUUGGAUGGAUCGCGGUGCACCUUCUAUAUCACCAGGGAGCAAUAACAGGAGAAGUCUCUCUCUGCAAAGUGUGUCAGACAUUGCUGUUCAAGAGAUCCAGAAGAUUCUUGUGGUGCAUCCGGUGGUUGUUCUAACUACAAAAGCAGCAAGUUUACAGGAUAAAUUUACAGCACGUGAAGUUAUUAGGAAUACAGGGCAGUUGUCUGUUGAGAAUAACUUGGACUCAAGGACCAUUAGGAUUAGUACUAAUGCUCAACUGUAUCGGGAAUAUAUGCCUUCACUGUGGCAGGACCGCAGUACGGGACAGACGAUUGGCGCAGGACAUGAAUCACGAGGCCGUUACCAUUUUAUCUCUUCAAAUUCCUUCACAACAUGCUCCGUUAUAGACCCUCCAAACCUAAUUCAUAAACGUUUGGGACAUUCGAGUCUAUCCAAGCUACAAAAGAUGGUGCCUAGUUUGUCUAGUUUAUCUACAUUAGAUCGUGAGUUAUGUCAACUUGGGAAACACACUCGUGCUACUUUCUCACGUAGGAUUGAGUCAUUCAGAGUUUAUUUUCUCAUUAGUUCAUUCUGAUGUUUGUGGUCCUAGUCGAGUUAAUUCACCUUUAGGUUUUCGUUAUUUUGUUAGUUUCAUUGAUGAUUUUUCAAGAUGUACUUGGGUUUUCUAAAUGAAAGGUCGUUCUGAGAUAUUUUCUAUAUUCACAAGUUUUUGUGCUGAAAUACAAACUCAAUUUGGUGUUUCUAUUCGUACUUUUUGUAGUGAUAAUGCCUUAGAAUACUUAUCCUCUCAGUUUCAGGAGUUCAUGACUCAUCAAGGAAUUGUUCACCAAACAUCUUGUCUGUACGCCCCUCAGCAGAAUGGUAUAGCAGAAAGAAAAAAUAGACAUUUUCUUGAGACUGCUCACACUCCUCUCAUUGAAUUCCAUAUUCUGUUGGAUUUUUGGGGCAAUGCAGUCCUCACAUCUUGUUAUCUAAAUAAUAGAAUGCCAUCAUCUAUCGUCUUCCAUUCAGAAUAAGGUUCCCCAUUCUAUAUUGUUUCCACAGUCACAUCUCUACUCUAUCCCCUCUCGUGUCUUUAGGAGCACAUGCUUUGUUCAUAACUUAGCCCCUAGAAAAGAUAAAUUAGCUCCUCGUGCUCUCAAGCAUGUCUUUCCUUGGUUACUCUCGAGUUCAAAAAGGGUAUCGUUAUUAUUCACCGGAUCUUCGUUGCUACUUUAUGUCCGCCGAUGUCACUUUUUUUUAAUCUCGACCUUACUAUAUAUCUUCUGAUCAUCUUGAUAUCUCUGAGAUUUUACCCGUAUCUCCAGUCUUACCCGCACUAUCUUUGGUCUUACCCGUAUCUCCAGACUUACCCGAACCAACCUUUGAGGAAUCAACGGUUACUUCUACGUCUCCAGUUACAGUGCCACCACUUCUGACUUAUCAUCGUCGUCUGCGUCCACCAUUAGUCUCAGAUGAUUCAUGUCAUUCGUCGGACGCUGCUCCUACUGCGGACUUGCCUUCUCCUAGCCAAUCAGUUGCACUUCAAAAAGGUAUGCAUUCCACUCGUAAUGCUAACCCACAUUAUAGUUUCUUGAGUUAUCAUCGUUUAUCAUCACCCCAUUAUACUUUUGUAUCAUCUUUGUCCUCUAUUUCUAUCCCUAUGACUAUAGGUGAAACACUUUCUCAUUCAGGGUGGAAGCAAGCUAUGAUAGAUGAGAUGUCUGCUUUACAUGCGAGUGGUACUUGGGAGCUUGUUUCCCUUCUUGCAGGUAAAUCUACUGUUGGUUGCCGUUGGAUUUAUGUAGUCAAAGUUGGUCCAGACAGUCAGGUUGAUCGGCUUAAGGCUCGCCUUGUUGCCAAAGAAUACACGCAAAUAUUUGGGCUUGAUUAUAGUGACACUUUCUCUCCAAUGGCUAAAAUAGCAUCUGUCGUCUUUUCCUAUCCAUUGCUGCCGUUCGUCAUUGACCUCUUUAUCAGUUGGAUAUUAAGAAUGCUUUUUUGUAUGGUGAUCUUGAGUAAGAAGUCUAUAUGGCGCAACCACCUGGUUUUGUUGCUCAGGGGGAAUCUAGUAGCCUUGUAUGUCGAUUGCGCAGGUCAAUCUAUGGUCUGAACUAGUCCCCUCGAGCUUGGUUUGGAAAAUUCAGCACAGUAAUUCAGCAGUUUGGCAUGAUUCGUAGAGCUGAUCACUCAGUGUUUUAUCGAUAUUCUCUACCAAAUCUGUUUGUGUUGAUGAUAUUGUUAUCACCAGCAAUGAUGAAGAUGAUAUCACUAAAUUAAAGCAAAAUCUCUUUCAGCAUUUUCAGAACAAAGACACUGGCAGAUUGAAAUAUUUUUUAGGUAUUGAGGUUGCUCAGUCCAGAUUACGUAUUGUUAUUUCUCAACGCAAGUAUGCCUUAGACAUUCUUGAGGAGACGGGAAUGAUAGGAUAUAGACCCAGUGACACUCCUAUGGAUCCAAAUGCUAAACUUCUACUAGGACAGGGGAGCCACUCAGUGAUCCUGAAAGGUAUAGGCAGUUGGUUGGAAAGUUGAAUUAUCUCACCGUGACAAGACCUGACAUAUCCUUUCUUGUGAGUGUUGUAAGUCAGUUUAUGACUUUCCCCCGUGAUAGUCAUUGGGAUACAGUUGUUCGUAUUCUGCGAUAUAUAAAGUCAGCUCCAGGUAAAGGACUACUCUUUGAGAAUCGACGUCACAAGCAUAUCAUUGGAUACACAAAUGCUGAUUGGGCAGGAUCAUCCUCUGAUAGACGUUCUACUUCCGGAUAUUGUGUUUUAGUAGGAGGUAAUUUGGUGUCUUGGAAGAGUAAGAAACAGAGUGUGGUUGCUCGACCUAGUGUGGAAGCAGAAUAUCGAGCAAUGGCUGUAGCAACUUGUGAGCUAGUUUUGAUCAAACAGUUGCUGAGAGAAUUAAAAUUUGGAGAAACCGGUAAGAUGAAACUUGUGUGUGAUAAUCAAGCAGCCCUUCUUAUCGCAUCAAAUCCGGUGUUUCAUGAGAGGACUAAACACGUAGAGAUUGAUUGUCACUUUGUCAGAGAAAAGAUACUCUCAGGAGAUAUUAUUACAAAAUUUGUGAAGUCAAGUGAUCAACUUGCAGAUAUCUUUAC
Messenger RNA from Capsicum annuum, 3757 nucleotides. RefSeq names its product DNA repair protein XRCC2 homolog. Lineage: Eukaryota; Viridiplantae; Streptophyta; Magnoliopsida; Solanales; Solanaceae. Gene Ontology annotation, cellular component: Rad51B-Rad51C-Rad51D-XRCC2 complex; replication fork. The record is from RefSeq and is a predicted model, not a curated record. Gene Ontology annotation, biological process: double-strand break repair via homologous recombination. The transcript is spliced from 8 exons. Bases 99 to 1247 code for a protein of 382 amino acids.